Molecule: messenger RNA, 2486 nt
Organism: Rhododendron vialii
Lineage: Eukaryota; Viridiplantae; Streptophyta; Magnoliopsida; Ericales; Ericaceae
Exons: 8
Coding region: 136-2055 (639 amino acids)
Biological process (GO): box C/D snoRNP assembly
Cellular component (GO): nucleus
Molecular function (GO): RNA binding
Source: RefSeq, a predicted model, not a curated record
GAAAAAUGUCUGCCUACCUAUGUGACUACUGCUGGACAGACUUCGUAAAACCCUACCCUCUCUCUUCUUGAACUUGUUAAGUUAAACCCUAGUUGAAGAGAGCACCCCUCUUGCUGCUCCACAACUCUUUUCUCCAUGCUUCCUAACUUCAACUCGCUCCCUUAUCACCGUCCCAACCAGGUACCCACCGUUGGACCCAUUGCUGCUUCAACUUCUCACCAGCAGGCUAUUUCAUCAGAUCAUUGCCAAGGGAAUCCCAGUAACUUAUUCGCACAAACUCAGUCUCAAAUGGGUCUAAUCAAUCCCCAAACUGCAACCCCCUUUGAUAAUUCAACUACUUAUCAUGUGGGAAACAAUCGGCCUAUGGUCUUGUCAAAUAGGCCAAUGGGUGCUCCCAAUCAUUCUCUUCCUAUGCAAACCGGUGCGCCCGUUUUGGGUUCGACCAUUGCUAUGCCGCACCUUGGUCAGUACCCCGGCGGUGGGUUCUGUCCCCAAAAUUUGAAUCCCAUGUCCCUAGCUCCAAUGAAUCUGAUUCAAUCACCUAAUCAGUUUUUUGCUCAUAAUUUUGGAAACCUGCCUCAGUACCCAAGCCCGAAUCCCAUUUUUCGGAAUGGUCAGUUCUGUUUGCAGAAUCCAAUGCAAGCAAUUAAUCAGUUUGUUCAAAUGCCUCAGUCGAAUUGUGGCCAACCUGAUCCCCGUAGUAUGCACCUUUACUCAAAUCAAGUUUCUCAGGGUUUGGCACCUCAAAAUCCCGCAUUUUUCCCAAAUCCGCAGUUUGGUAUUUUGCAUACUAAUGCAGGUUUGCAACUCAACCAAGAUCAGCAUAAGUUAGCUCUCUCGACAAUGGGCGCUAAUGCCACAGCUCAGUCUCAUAAUAACACUCAAGGGUCACAGGGGAACUCACCUCUACCGCCUUCUUUUGCUUCAGCUCUACCGCAACAUACUCAGAAAGAUUUCCACUCUUCUGGUUCUGCAGAGUCACAGGGAAAUCUUCGAAAAGAUAGUGGGAUUAAUAAUUGGAAUAACAAUUGGAAGAAUUCUCAAAACAGGAAGUUCACUAGGGAUCUUACAAGGGAUGAAUCGCAUAGGGGAUUUUCGAAGCCCCAGUUUCAUAAUGUGCAAAAUGCAAAGGGGAAGUUCAGUUUUCAUAAUAAACACGGGGGAAAAGGCAAGCUUGCAAAUUCUUCCAACCAAGCUCAGGUCGUACAAAGGAGAUCUCUAUCUGUGAAUUACACGGAACAAGAAAUAAAACAGUGGCGUGAAGAACGCAGGAACAACUACCCAUCAAAAUGCAACGCAAAUAAGAAGCUGGCAGAAACUGACGUUAUAGUCCAAGAUGCCAUGUUAAGGCGCCAGCGACUCAAAGAAAUUUUAGCAAAACAGGCUGAGUUAGGUUGUGAAGUAGCCGAAAUCCCACCAUGUUAUCUUUCAGAUUCGGAGAAACAAGGGUGCAGAAAGGAAGUAGGUAACAAAGCAUUGACGAAGAAGAACUUCCAGAACAAGUAUAAUAAAUGGGGAAGAUUCCAUCGAAAGGAAAGGUUUUCAAAGAAGCAACUACUAGCAGACCAUGAUUCAUCACACUUGACCAAUCCAGAUGAACAGUUCUCCAAGAAGCAGAAGUUGAGAGACAAUGAUUCACGCACCAUGCCUUAUUUGAACAAAAAGCAGCCAACCCUUUUGCAAAGGCUACUGAGUGCAGAUAUUAGAAGAGAUAAACAUCGUUUGUUACAGGUUUUUAGGUUCAUGGUGAUGAAUUCUUUCUUCAAAGAUUUGCCUGAGAAGCCGCUAAGGUUUCCUUUGGUAAGAGUUACCAACAAUACAUCAGAGGGAGAGGUGGUUGAAGGAAAACUUCCGAGUCCAGGAAAUGGUGUUUCUGAAGCCUGUGACAAGACUGCUAGUGGAGAAACUGAGUACGGCGAUUAUCCCGAUGAUGAGGGGGGUGCGGACUAUGAACGUGAACAUGAUGCGCUCGCUAAAGAAGCAGCCCUUUUUGUUAGCUCAAAAGGAGGUGAACCUGAGGAGCUUGAGGAGGAAGAGGGAGAAAUUAUUGACUAAGAUGAGGAAACCUAAUGUUAUGGGUUGGUAGCAUGAUAGAUGAGAUGAUGUUCAGCGGCAGUCUCUUUUGCUAGUAGCUUGCUGAGAAUCCUCAGGAAGAAGAGGACAUAUAGUCAAGAAACUUCUCUGUGUGUGUGUCCAAAUUUUCUUAUUGAAUGUGCACCGUUGUGAACUUUUUUUGUUCUGUUGAAAUGUAGUAUUUGGGGAUUUCCACAAGUACCAAAAGUGGUUUUCCAUAGAAUGAUGCAGGAGUACAUUUACUCCUAUACAUGUGCGGAGGCAGAUUAAGGGUGUACAUAGCUUGGUAAUCCCAUAGUUAACUAUUGGUACACUGAGGGCUUGGUAAGCACAAGGUUUUAAUACCAUGGCUGCAUGUGCCUUAAAAGCCCAGAGUUAAUUUAUUUGCAACCAAGGCUCUUGAAAGUCUGAAC